Messenger RNA from Protopterus annectens (West African lungfish), 1805 nucleotides. RefSeq names its product achaete-scute family bHLH transcription factor 1 (gene ASCL1). The coding region runs from base 198 to 791 and encodes 197 amino acids. Gene Ontology annotation, cellular component: RNA polymerase II transcription regulator complex. Gene Ontology annotation, biological process: regulation of neurogenesis; neuron differentiation; sensory organ development. The record is from RefSeq and is a predicted model, not a curated record. NCBI's taxonomy places the organism in Eukaryota, Metazoa, Chordata, Ceratodontiformes, Protopteridae. The transcript has 2 exons. Gene Ontology annotation, molecular function: protein dimerization activity; RNA polymerase II transcription regulatory region sequence-specific DNA binding; DNA-binding transcription factor activity, RNA polymerase II-specific.
GUGCAGCAGCACUCAACUGCAACCUGAAGCGUGCUAGGCGCCCUGUGAGCCAAAGCAGUCGCCCAGUCUUACUAACAGUCUCUAAACACGCGAGCGCCACGAGACACCUAGGCGGGCCAACACAACCAUCCGUCUCUAACACUCUAAAGUCUUCAGCCAUUUCUCCCUCCCUCCUUGUAUCACUGCCCUGACUGCCAAUGGACAACAUCAGCACUGCCAAACUGGAGAACGGAGGCGGACAGCAGCAUUUCCUGCAACCUGCCUGUUACUUUACCACAGGGGCACAGGUGCAACUCAGUCCAACAGAACGACAGUCACCCAGCAAGUCCUCGUCCAAACCACUGAAGAGGCAGCGAUCAACGUCGCCAGAAUUACUUCGUUGCAAGAGACGUCUCAACUUUAAUGGUUUCGGCUAUAGCUUACCUCAGCAGCAACCUGCAGCUGUAGCACGCAGGAAUGAACGAGAGAGGAAUCGAGUGAAGCUGGUAAAUUUGGGGUUUGCAACCCUACGCGAGCAUGUCCCCAAUGGUGCAGCUAACAAAAAAAUGAGCAAAGUGGAGACACUCCGCUCAGCUGUGGAGUACAUUAGAGCUCUCCAACAGCUGCUGGACGAACACGAUGCUGUUAGCGCAGCUUUCCAAGCAGGGAUGCUUUCACCUAGUGGUGGCUACUCUAAUGAUAUGAACUCUAUGGCCGGUUCACCCGUCUCAUCCUACUCUUCAGAUGAAGGAUCAUAUGACCCCCUGAGCCCAGAGGAGCAGGAGCUGCUGGAUUUCACGAACUGGUUCUGAGUAACAGGGAUUUUUUUAUUCUACUGGCGUAUAUACUCCCAGGAGCCAUUGUGUGAAGCACAACAGGAACCUUAUCGCUGCCUGCACAGCCUUUCUCCCAUGGAGAACACUGGACCCGCCGCUUGCACUUGGGCCAGUCUUAAAUGCAGCAGGACUAGAUAAUCACAACUGUUCUGUGAAUAAGUGAUAUGCUGCUGCUCUGAUAAAGAAACUCUGCCUGGAAGGCUAUAGACAAGUCUUCACCAACAGGUGCUUUUCCAACAGAGACAGUGCGUUGGGUGACGUGACACCAAUCCAUCAGCUUCAAACACCUUGUGUUAGCUAGCAGACACCUGACAGAUGAACAUAGAGAAGUCAACGUGUUGGAUUAUUUUCAUCAGUUUCUCAUCUACUUGACUGAACAGUUCUCUGCUUCCAAGCUAUACUAUGCUGAAUCAAUGAACUUUAUAGAAUAUCCCUUCUUGAAUACAGUUAUGUUUUAUGAUAUAAUGCUUCCAAUAUUGUGGAUUUUUUAUUAUAAGAAUAAUCUAUUUGUAUUAAACCUAACCAGUUUGGUAUAUAUUAAGAUAUUUUUGUAUAUAAGAGAGACAAAAGAUUUAUAGAGAUUUGUACAGAUGUUUUACUAUGUGUAUAUCUUGAUACUUUAUUAAGUAAUGCUUAUUACCUCUGCAUAUUUAGACUUGUAGUCUAUAUUGCUUCGCAACUGCCAUUUUUAUUAAGUGUUUUGUGUAAAAAGGCACUCCUUAAAUAUGUGUGUGCAUGGAGAGAAUGAAUGUGGGUGGCUGGAAUUUUCAAAAGAUGUACUUUAGCACCGACGUGUCUUAUAUCAUUGGAACUUUUGUUAAUGUAUUAAUAUUACUGAACGCUGUUCAGAAUGAACAAAAGUUUAUGCAGCUAUUGUCCAAAAGCAGGCUGAUGAUCCUUUGUUCAUUGCUGCCUUUUUUAAUUUAAAAUGAAACAACUGCCUUGGGUUUCUUACUAUUUUAUUACAAACUGACAAAGUCAUGUAUAACU